AUGGAUGAACUUGCAGUUCCUCCAUAUUUUAUUUGCCCAAUUUCCUUACAGAUCAUGAAAGAUCCUGUUACUGCCACCACUGGUAUUACUUAUGAUCGUGAGAGUAUUGAGAAUUGGUUUAUGACGUCUAAAGAUGCAAUCUUUUGCCCUCUAACCAAGCAGCCAUUGACGAAAGCUUCCGACUUGACGCCAAACCACACGCUCCACCGCUUGAUCAAGUGUUGGCUAGUUGAGAACGCUACCCCGGGUAGCGGGUUCGAUGGAAUUCUAAGUCCUAGACCACUUUUAGACAAAACCCAUCUCCGAAAACUCUUGCGGGAUCUCGCCGCCUCCGAUGAUGGGCUUCGUCACGACGCCGUGAGGAAGCUUUAUGCUUUGGCUAUUGAGGGCGACACGGCGUGUCGAGGUCGUAUGGUGGAAGUCGGUGUCGCAAAAGGGAUGGUUUUGUUUGUUAUGAGAUGUUUUAAGGAAGGGAAAGUUGGUGGGCUUGAGGAAGGUUUGAAGAUUCUUAGUGUUCUUGAGAGUUAUUCAAUUUGUGAAACUAGGGUUCUUGAUGUUAUUGAUUCUUUGAAUUGGGUUUUGGGAUUGGAGAUGGAAAAUCACAUAAUUAUCAAAAGCUAUGCCAUUGAAGUAUUGAAGAAAGCAAUUGAUGUAGCUCCCUCCACCGUUAUCAGCGGCUACGAACCACUGUGUCGGGGAUUCGAAUCUCUCCAGUUCUUCAAAAACGUCACGAAUUUCUUGAGACAAAAGAUCUCAAAUUCAGCUCUCAAAACAACACUCACAAUUCUAACAAAGUUAUGUCAUUGGGGAAGAAAUCGAAUCAAGCUCGUUGAAGUUGGGGCGAUUUUCGAUUUGAUCGCACUCGAGCUCGAGAAGCCAGAAAAGAAUAUAACCGAGCUCAUCUUCAACCUCUUGGCUCAUCUAUGCACCACGGCGGACGGGAGAGCAGAGCUCGUCCGUCAUGCCGGAGGCAUCGCGGUGGUUUCGAAGAGAAUACUUAGGGUAUCUAUUGCAACGACCGACCGUGCAAUCCAAAUUCUGUCGUUGAUAUCGAAACACUCGGCGAGGAAGGAUGUUCUUGUGGAGAUGUUGAGGGUUGGGGCAGUGUCAAAGCUUUGCAUGGUGAUGCAAUCUGAUUGUGAGGGAUACUUGAAGGAGAAGGCUAGAGAGAUAUUGAGGAUGCAUUCAAAUGUGUGGAGUAAUUCUCCAUGUAUUGGGGUUUAUUUGAUGACUAGAGACCCUAGAUGAUAGCUUUAAAACUAUGAGUAUUCUAAGUAUAAUCUUGUAAUGUUCUUCAAACUUUCCAACUUUUUAUGAACAACUGUGAGAUUUGGGCAGUUGGGUAU
Cucurbita pepo subsp. pepo (vegetable marrow) is the source of this 1346-nucleotide messenger RNA. Lineage: Eukaryota; Viridiplantae; Streptophyta; Magnoliopsida; Cucurbitales; Cucurbitaceae. The record is from RefSeq and is a predicted model, not a curated record.